Wickerhamiella sorbophila is the source of this 1461-nucleotide messenger RNA. RefSeq lists its product as hypothetical. The transcript has a single exon. The coding region runs from base 1 to 1461 and encodes 486 amino acids. The record is from RefSeq and is a predicted model, not a curated record. Gene Ontology annotation, molecular function: protein binding. Lineage: Eukaryota; Fungi; Ascomycota; Dipodascomycetes; Dipodascales; Trichomonascaceae.
AUGCUUUUCAAAGUCGCGUCGCUCGCGAGUUUGUUCGCGCUGACGACGGCCGCUCAGGUUGUGUACAACAGUAAUUUCACAAAGGGAUUUGUUCAAGAUAGCAACGGGAACUACUUCACACUUUCAGUACCUAUCAAACAGAUCUCCGCCUCAGACGUCCAGUCGCUGCUUACCCCCAUUUCUGCCCCGCCCGACAAUUCUCAGCUAGUUGUGACCGACGAUGGGACACUGAUGGCCGUUUGGGGCAACGAAGGAUGUAAAAACUCUCCUAUUUAUAUAUCCGAGUACUCUGAGUCCGCCGAUUCAUGGACUCAGAUCGCUCAGAGCUCGGGAAAUUGGUACCUGGAGGGCGCGGUCGUUUGGUGUGACUGGAGCGCAGAUGUCAUUUAUUACUAUGGCGGAGACUGCAAUGGUAAGAUCACUCGCGACUUUUAUGGCUAUAAUGUCUCUAGUGGCACUUUUGGUAAAGCGUCUGCCUCACCCAUGCCGCGUGAAAUGGCGUAUGCUCAAGCUAUCACUCUCGACAGAACAUCUACUGUCAUGGUUGGAGGCAAGGCAAAUAAUGGCUGGCUAUCCAUGCAACAGGUUGCGUUUUGGGAGUACAAGUCGUGGACUUACAGAUCUGUGAGCGACUUCUCUGGCAUAGACAGCAGGGACUCUCCACUUGUUUUGCCUUUAUGGUUAGCUACGGGUAAUGAGGCUCCGGUUGUUACUCAAUUGCUGGUAAUUGGCGGGACUGUAAAUAAUCGGGCGGCCAAACCUGAUUGUGUUAUGCUUGAAUUUAAUAACACCGACGGCUGGGCUUGGUCCAAGACCAGCAUUGACGCGGAUGGAUCAUUUCUUACACUCUAUGAUUCACUAGUGAACUUCCAAAACGGAGUCGUCAGUAUGUUUGAUGGGUCGUCUAAUUGGCAAAAAGCUCAGGUGAUUCCCAUUCCCUCCGCUACUGCCACUAUAUCCCCUGGCAGUUAUGGCAAAAGCGCUUCAAAAUUCAACACGGCCAGCAUCGCUACCCUGUCAACGGUUAUUCCGGUAAUUAUUAUUGUUAUUGCUCUCGGAGGUGGAUUUUGGUGGUGGCGGAAGCGCAAGCAACGACUCACGUUCCAACCGAGAACUGCCCAGCUGUCUUCCCCUGACAUGGCCUCUAUUGGCUUUGAUAUGCCGCCACAAUUCUCGUCACAGUUUACAUCGCCUUAUCGCAGUACGCAUAACGAAACUCUCGACGAAAACAACUCUGUCAGUGACGUUCAAUUUUUGGUGUCUAACCGUCGCCAAGCAUUGCGGGUAGUUAAUCCUGAUGCAGAGUCCAUUAACGACGUGGCGAGCCACAGACGUAACCGAAGUGGCCAGAGCCAUGUUUCGGGCCAUACGCGUUCCAAGUCCUCCUGCUCAAACAUUAUACGAUCUGAGACGCUCGAAAACCCUUUCGAUGAUAAAUUUGAUUUUGAACUCAAGUCAUGA